ACGACAGGCGAGCUGAGCAAGCCGUGACGCAGGGCGCAGACUCGCUUCUCCGGGCGGCGCAGGGGCUGCUGGGAGAUGUCGUCCAGGUUCUUUCCCCACCAUCGGCGAGUGCGCGGCCUGUACCCCUCUUCGCGACCCGGGCCUGGUUCCUCCGCCUUCCCCGGGAGCUCUCCCUACUUGCCCACGGCGGCUCGGUAGUUCCGACCCGAGAGACAGGUACCCCAGGGACAGGGGGGACACCCAGUGAAAUGCAUCCCUGACCUGAUUGGAUCAGAGAAACAAGAAGCAUGCAGAUCUCUCAGCCCCAUUGUGCAGGUGGAUGUCACAUUCACACUCAAGAUGGCAGCCAUUGACCUAUCCCCGAUAUAGGCUCUGCCUUCACAAGAUUCUGCCUGUUCCUACAUAAAUACUGACGGAGAAAGGACAAUGGCUGGAUUCCUAGCAACCUGGUUUCAGGGACCAGUGACCUUUAAAGAUGUAGCUGUGGAGUUCACCCAGGAGGAGUGGGUGAUGCUAGACUCCGCUCAGAGAAGUAUGUACAGAGAUGUGAUGUUGGAAAACUAUAUAAAUCUCUCCUCAGUGGAAUAUCAUUUAUGCAAGCCUGUGAUCUCCCUGUUGGGUCAAGAUUUAAGAACUGUGAAAAAAAUUCCCCAAGGCACCUUUCCAGACCAGGAGAUCCAACUGAAAACCAAAGAAUCAACUUCUAAGCAGAGUAUUUUGGGGGAAAAUUCAUCCAGUGCCACGAAAAUGAUAAGAUUCACAAAGAAUGAUCGGUCUUCUACAAUAAGAAAAGACUGGGAAUGCUGUAAGAUCAGAAAACACCCAGAGGGAAUUUUGAGUCACAUGACACUUACUCAAAAGAAGACAGCAUCUCAGAAGAGAUCCUGUGAUUAUCAUGAAUUAGAGGAAAACUCUAAACUUAGAUCAAAACUUGUUUUUUCAAAGACAGUUUCCAGCAGUAAAUAUUGCCAUAAGUGUUACUUAGAUAUCGAGUGUUUGAAACAUAAUUCAGUCCUAAACAAUUAUGAAAAUACCUCAGUCAGUGAGAGGGUCUGUGAAAGUCAUAAAUAUGAUUCAGCUCUGUGGCAUCUUGAAAGAACUGAAACAGCACAAAAUGAGUGCACAUGUUCCAAACUUAGUAUACACUUCAAACAUAAUAUGCUUCCAAUAUGCAACAGUUUUCCUAUGGUGGACAAUUGCUUUGAGUGUGAUAAAAUCAAAGCUUUUUGUCAACUUUCAUUCUUUAAGCAACAGAAGCAAACUCCUACUGGAGGGAAACAUGAAUGUAAUCAGUGUGGAAAAGCCUACAAAAGAGUUUCUAAUUUUAUUUUGCACAAGAUAAGUCACAUGGGUGAAAAGCAAUAUGAAUGUAAAGACUGUGGGAAAGUCUUCUGUGAUUCUUCAACCCUAAGGAGACAUGUGAGAACUCACACUGGUGAGAAACCUUAUGAAUGUAAUCAGUGUGGAAGAGCUUUCAGUCAAAACACAUCUCUUAAAGCUCAUGUGAGAAUUCACACUGGAGAGAAACCUUAUGAGUGUAAUCAUUGUGGAAAAUCCUUUGGCACAAGCUCUUACCUUGUAGUCCACAAGAGAAUACACAGUGGGGAGAAACGCUAUGAAUGCAGUGAUUGUGGGAAAGCCUUCAACACAAGCUCUCAGCUUAAAGUUCACAAGAAAAGACACACUGGAGAGAAUCUUCAUGAAUGCAAUGACUGUGGGAAAGUGUAUAGUGGUCUCUCAUCUCUUAGAAUGCAUCUGAGAACUCAUACUGGGGAGAAACCUUAUGAAUGUAAAGAAUGUAGGAAAACCUUCAGUGUUUCCUCUUCCCUUAGUAGACAUGUGAGAACUCACACUGGAGAAAAACCUUAUGAAUGUAUUCAAUGUGGAAAACUUUUCAGUCAGAAUUCUUCACUUGUUUUACAUAAGAGAGUUCAUACUAGGAGAGAAAGUUACAGGAAUCCUAUAACUUAAAAACGUAGAAUUGCCUUUUUCAUUGUCUUAAGGUGAAUUCCAAGCCUAUUAUUUCAGUCUUUGUUCUCUAAAAUAAGGAUUUAAGGCUAUAAACAUUCCUAUAAACACCACUUUAGGUAUGUAACACAUUUUAGUUUGUGAUAAUUUAUUUUAAUUUUGAGUGUUGUCUAAUAUUUAUUAUGACUUCUGAUCCUUGGCAGUUUAGAAUUAUGUAUUUUUAUGUUUUCAGUUAUCUUAUUGAUAUCUGAGUAAAUUGCACUGUGUUCAAAGUA
Molecule: messenger RNA, 2243 nt
Organism: Phacochoerus africanus (Common warthog)
Lineage: Eukaryota; Metazoa; Chordata; Mammalia; Artiodactyla; Suidae
Gene: ZNF891
Product: zinc finger protein 891
Exons: 2
Coding region: 427-1971 (514 amino acids)
Biological process (GO): negative regulation of transcription by RNA polymerase II
Molecular function (GO): DNA-binding transcription repressor activity, RNA polymerase II-specific
Source: RefSeq, a predicted model, not a curated record